AUGGGACAGACUAACAAUGUAACAGAAUUCAUUCUUCUGGGACUCACACGUGAUCCAGAGGGCCAGAAAGCAUUAUUCGUCAUGUUUCUGUUGAUCUACAUUGUGACAAUGGUAGGCAACCUCCUCAUUGUCAUAACUGUUGUUGUGAGCCCCUCUCUGGGCUCUCCCAUGUACUUCUUCCUUACCUAUUUAUCACUUAUGGAUGCUGUUUAUUCCACUGCCAUUUCUCCCAAAUUGAUUACAGACCUACUCUGUGAUAAAAAGACUAUUUCGUUCUCAACUUGCAUGGGCCAGCUCUUUAUAGAACACUUUUUUGGUGGCGCUGAAGUCUUUCUUCUGGUAGCAAUGGCUUAUGAUCGCUAUGUGGCCAUCUGCAAACCGUUACAUUACUUGAAUAUCAUGAAACGGCAGGUCUGCAUUCUGUUGCUGGCGGUGGCUUGGGUUGGAGGUUUUUUGCACUCAGUGGUUCAACUUGUCUUUGUGUACAAUCUCCCUUAUUGUGGUCCCAAUGUCAUUAAUCACUUCAUCUGUGACAUGUACCCAUUACUCGAACUGGCUUGCACUGACACUUAUUUCAUAGGUCUCACUGUGGUUGCCAACGGCGGAGCCAUCUGCAUGGUGAUCUUUAUCCUUCUGCUGGUGUCAUAUGGGGUCAUCUUACGAUCUCUGAAGACUCACAGCCAGGAAGGAAGACGCAAAGCCUUGUCUACCUGCAGCUCACAUAUCACGGUGGUCGUCUUAUUUUUUGUCCCCUGUAUUUUCAUGUACGUUAGACCAGUUUCUAACUUUCCCAUUGACAAAUCGGUGACUGUGGUUUAUACAGUUAUCACUCCCAUGUUGAACCCUCUAAUAUACACCCUGAGAAAUUCUGAGAUGAAAAGUGCCAUGGAAAAACUCUGGAGGAAAAAAUUAAACGCAGGUAGAAUAAGAAUGCGUAUGCACACUGAACACUUCACAGGUAAUGCUGGAUAA
Messenger RNA from Elephantulus edwardii (Cape elephant shrew), 972 nucleotides. Its product is annotated as olfactory receptor 4A5-like. The transcript has a single exon. The coding region runs from base 1 to 972 and encodes 323 amino acids. The record is from RefSeq and is a predicted model, not a curated record. NCBI's taxonomy places the organism in Eukaryota, Metazoa, Chordata, Mammalia, Macroscelidea, Macroscelididae. Gene Ontology annotation, molecular function: olfactory receptor activity; G protein-coupled receptor activity. Gene Ontology annotation, cellular component: membrane. Gene Ontology annotation, biological process: G protein-coupled receptor signaling pathway.